Molecule: messenger RNA, 3406 nt
Organism: Thunnus maccoyii (southern bluefin tuna)
Lineage: Eukaryota; Metazoa; Chordata; Actinopteri; Scombriformes; Scombridae
Gene: traf6
Product: TNF receptor-associated factor 6
Exons: 8
Coding region: 100-1815 (571 amino acids)
Biological process (GO): tumor necrosis factor-mediated signaling pathway; positive regulation of JNK cascade; regulation of canonical NF-kappaB signal transduction
Cellular component (GO): plasma membrane signaling receptor complex
Molecular function (GO): zinc ion binding; tumor necrosis factor receptor binding; ubiquitin protein ligase activity
Source: RefSeq, a predicted model, not a curated record
UAAUAUAACGAUAUAUACAUGCUUUUAUAGACACAGUCAGUGUUUGAAUGCUGCUGUUGUUGCUGAGGAGGACGUGUGUGAUUGCUGCCUGCUGGUUUGAUGUCUUGCUUUGUUAGUAAUAAGGGGAGUUUGGAGGAGGACAGCUAUGAGGGAGCUGUUGGUGGAGAGCUGUCCGGCUGUGCCUUGGCGAUGAUGGAAAAGGAACAAGAAUCGAUGCUCAGCCCCUCAGAGAGCCCUGGUACCUUCAUCAGCAGCAGCUCCAGUAGUCUUCAGGCUGCUACCCCUGUCCAGGGCUAUGACGUUGAGUUUGACCCACCUCUAGAGAGUAAAUAUGAGUGCCCUAUCUGCCUCAUGGCUUUAAGGAAUGCCAUCCAAACACCCUGUGGUCACCGUUUCUGCAAGAACUGCAUUGAGAAGUCCAUUCGUGACACAGGACAGAAGUGCCCUGUGGACAACGAAAUGCUGUCACAAGACCAGCUGUUUCCUGAUAACUUCGCAAAACGGGAGAUUCUCUCGCUAACUGUUCGCUGUCCGAACGCUGGCUGUGCUGAUAAAAUGGAGCUCCGACAUUUAGAGAAUCAUGUGGCACAGUGUCAGUUUGCAACUGUGCCUUGCCCGCAGUGCCAAAAGUCUGUGAGAAAAAGCAACGUCGAGGAGCAUAUAACUGUUGAGUGCCAAAGGAGACCUGUGUCGUGUCCAGAUUGUGUGGCGUGCUUUGUGUAUGAGGAGAGAGAGCUUCAUGAGCAGCAGUGUCCCUUUGCCAAUGUCACGUGCCAGUACUGUGAGAUGGUUCUCAUCAGAGACCAGAUGGAAUCUCAUUGUGAUACAGAUUGCCCAAAAGCACCCAUCGCCUGUAACUUUAGCACCUUUGGAUGCAAGGAAAGGAUGCAGCGCCACAACCUGGCUCAGCACAUGCAGGAGUUCACACAGAUGCAUAUGCGCUACAUGGCAGAGUUCCUGCGUGGCCUUAGCCUUAAUGGCACCACACCAAAAUCCCUCUGGGCGCUUGGACAUUCUGUUCCCCCUGAAGACCAAGGAGCUGCAGCAUCAGCAUCAACCUCUAGUGGUUCCAGAGGAUCUGCAGGCUGCAGCAGCAACUUUGCCUCAUCUCAGCCUAGUGAAGAGAUGCAGAGGCUCCGGGAGAUGGAUAAACGACUGGUAAAACAGGAUCACCAGCUGCGUGAGCUCAUCAUCCUAAAAGAAACGCGGGCAGGCCAGCUUGCAGAGCUCCAGCGUAGGGUGUCUGUGCUGGAGGAGACAGUAAAGGAGCUGGAGGUCCAGCAGUGCCACGGUAUCUUCAUCUGGCGCCUCAAAGGUUUCACUGCCCACUUACGAAACCAAGAAGCAGGCCUACCAGUAGUUGAACACAGCCCAGGCUUCUACACAGGUCGUCCAGGCUACAAACUGUGCCUGCGCUUACACCUGCAGACCCCCAACGCCCCACGCUGCUCCAACUACAUCUCCCUGUUUGUCCACACCAUGCAAGGAUCUUUUGAUGGGCAGCUGACCUGGCCGUUCCAGGGCACCAUCCGACUCGCUAUCCUAGACCAGGGCCCCGAAGGUCAGCACCACAUGGAGGUGAUGGAGACUAAGCCAGACCUGCAAGCCUUCCAGAAGCCCACCAUCCAGCGUAACCCUAAAGGAUUUGGCUACGUGACCUUUCUGCACCUGAAUCAGCUGCAUCAGAAAGCCUAUGUUAAAGAUGACACUCUUCUUAUCCGCUGUGAGGUCACACCACGUUUCGACAGUAUCUUUCACCGUGAGGGACCAACAGUACAACCUAGAGGGCCCGAGGCCUCAGUUUCAAGGGACUAAGGUCAAACUGACAUCUAUGGGAUCACAUACUGAACCUUUGUCAGUCAUGCUGAAUUAUCAGUACAGUACAUUUCCCAGUGUUUCAAUACUGCUUGAUUUAUUUUAAUGGUUGAACAUUAGGAGGAAGAAAAUUGGUGUUCAUACCCAUUCAAAAUUUUGACAGUGCAAGUAUGCUAGUAUUUAUUUGUUCACCAUUUUUUGUUAAUGUGAUUUUUGUUUUUCAGAAAUUUAUGCAAUCAUUAUAUUUCAAAUAAUUUUAAAUUGUAAAUGUACUCACACCUGUAUGGUACAAACUUUCAGAAAGCCUUGUAUGUUCAGCAGAUAGGAGCUGAAAAUACCUGUUUGAAAUGUCCAUUUGCAACCUGCAGACUGAAUAAGGUUUUUUUUCUGGGUUUUGGAGACAGCACUGAAUGUUAAAGAUACCCUGUGGAGUUUUUGACCACUAGUGGCUUGUUCUCAAAAAGAUUUUUUUUCCCAUUCACAGUUUUUUUUACAAAAAAAAUAUUACAAAAGACGUUUUUGACCAUGUGUGCAGAAAGUCAGUUGGCUUAGCUAUUCAGGGACUCUAAUGUGCAUGCACUGUGGACCCAAAAACAUGGAAACCUGGACAACCUUUUCUGUGUAUGCGCCAGGUGAGCAACUUCUUUGGAAUUAAUGAGGUGCCAUCUUGGAACACGGUAUCCAUUUCUCAGUGAUUGAACCAUGAAGCAGAGGAUUAUCAUGUUAAUUGGAGAGAGUGAAGCUGCGUUUAAGGCAAGAACAUAUAUAUGACGUCCCUCCAUUUUUACGAUAUUCCACUGAUCGACAUUUGAUGAUUGACAUUUUAUUGUGGUGGUAAAAUGGCAAACAGCAUAACAAUGUGCUAAUAGAAACUGAUGUAAAAAUGUUUUAUGAAGAAGGAAAUGCAUUCAAGACAUUUUUGAGCUUCAAGAGUACGUACAGUACAUCUUGAUGAGAAACACUGUCUGUAAACAUAACUGUUUGAUUUCAAGAAAAUUCCACGGGGUACCUUUAAGUUAUUUUAUUGUAAGAGAAAGUAACUCAAAACACAAACUGCUUUUGGAUUUUAGCAUGCCAUACUUCAUUACUUUUGACUGUAUUUGUAUUUUGUCAUCAGCAAAAAAAUGACAGCACUCUUUGAACUCGGUGGGCCCUCUGUCACCAGCUUUCAUCACUGCUGUAAAUUUUUGCUGAAUAGUACAGCUGUUACAGUCAGUGAGUUGCUCUUUUAGCUUUUAAUAGAGUUUAUGGUGCCUUUCUCACAAGUUCCUGCCUAAUGUGAUCUGUGUAGAGAAAAAAAAAACAUGAAGUUAACUUACUACUGUAUUUAUCAAUAGUAGAUAAGAGUUAGUAAGCUAACGUCAUGCAUCAGUACUUUAAAACAAUAUGCUGCCCGGUUAGGGUUUACAGCUGUAGGUAAUAGCCUGAAUUGUAUUUCCUGUCUUCUUUUUGUGCCUUUAGUAUUGUGAUGGCCUUCCACUGUGUAAAUAAUGAUCAAUAUUAUCAUUGUAAUACAUGAAUGGUUGUUUGCUCUAUAAGAAUUAAAUAUACAAUACUGAAAAAACAACUAUUAAAGUAUUUACUAAUCACA